Metarhizium acridum CQMa 102 is the source of this 819-nucleotide messenger RNA. RefSeq lists its product as uncharacterized. NCBI's taxonomy places the organism in Eukaryota, Fungi, Ascomycota, Sordariomycetes, Hypocreales, Clavicipitaceae. The record is from RefSeq and is a predicted model, not a curated record.
AUGCCUACGAUUCAAAUUGACAAUCAAGACCUGUAUUACAGCUGGGAUCCGGCAGGCGAGGGGCCAAUUUUGCUCCUCAUUCAUGGGCUGGGGUCGAGCAAUUCAUUCUACGCGUCAAUUAUUCCAGGCUUGGUACAGAAGGGCUUCUCGUGCCUCGCAUUUGAUACGCCAGGAAGUGCCUCAUCGACGUACAGGGGGAGCGACAGCGACGGGGAAGCAAUAUGCGGCGCGGCAGUAGCUCUCAUCGCAGCUCUCGAGCUCCAUGCCAAACGCAUCGUUGUCGUUGGACAUUCCAUGGGAGCUAUAAUCGCUAGCGAACUAGCUCUUCACCUGGAAAUCCUGGGAGUCGUCCUUAUCGGGCCUGUGAAUCCUUCAGCGGCACUGGCAGAUGUAUUCGAUGCGCGGAUCAAGCUUGUCGAGAAUGAGGGUAUGGAAGGCGUAGCAAACGUGGUUCCGUUCGCAGCUACGGGCCCCAAAGCAACAGCUACACAAAAGGCCUUUAUCCGAGCCCUCUUGUUGGCCCAGACGGCAGAAGGAUACAAGUCGCUCUGUCGGACGAUUGCAAACGCAAAACGGCCGCGAUACGAGGACAUCAAGUGUCCGCUGCUUAUCAUUGCUGGCUCGCAUGACAAAACCGCACCGCUCACCGGGUCCCAGGACAUUCUGAACAGUUGGGGAGUCGAGGACGGACUCAAGCGAAUUGAGUUACUGGCUGACGUUGGACACUGGCAUUGCAUUGAGGCGGCGCCGGAAGUGGAGGAUUUGGUAGGCGCAUUCGUUGAAGGUGUUGGUGGCACUGGUCAAGUAUCGCGAGCAUAA